Molecule: messenger RNA, 1211 nt
Organism: Linum tenue
Lineage: Eukaryota; Viridiplantae; Streptophyta; Magnoliopsida; Malpighiales; Linaceae
Source: the annotation of a GenBank genome assembly
CCAAGCCACCCAUUGCCCACCCUAAUUUGUAUUGGAUUCCGGGUGAGAGUUCGGCUAUUAGGUUUUGGCCCGUUUGGGUACCCAGACGAGGUUGAACCACAUUGCAGCGACGUCGUUUUUUUAUUGAGUGUUAUUUAAGUGUUUAUUCUUGGGCUUUUUAACAGUCGUCCGUCCAGCAAAAGAAUUUUUAAAGACUCCCACAGUGUCGUACUCGACGGACCAAAGCUGCACGAAGAUUUUCACGCAGGAAGCGAAGCUUCAGCCGGAGAACGCAGCCAUGGAUUUCACUCCUCUCAGCAACGCCAUUGCCGCCAAAUCGUUCGAAAAGGUUGCUGAUAUCUGCGAUGAACUCAUGCUCAGGGCUGCAGCUGAGGGGGUUCCCUUUCAAGACGAGUGGCCCUACGCGGUUCAUCUUCUAGGUCAUAUUUACGUUAAUGAUGUUAACAGUGCUCGUUUUCUGUGGAAAUCAAUCCCUCCGAAGAUCAAGGAGGGCCAGCAAGAAGUUGUUGCUGCUUGGAACAUUGGUCAGAAAUUGUGGACGCGUGAUUAUUCUGGUGUGCACGAGGCUGUUCGUGGUUUUGAUUGGGGCGAACAGACUCGCCCUCUCGUUGCUGCAUUUGCAGAGGUCUAUAGCAAAAGGAUGUUUCAGUUGCUGUUGUCUGCGUAUUCAACUAUAAGCAUCCAAGACACGGCUCUCUUUUUGGGGAUGAAUGAGGAUGAUGCUACUAAGUAUGUGGUGGGCCAAGGGUGGAUUCUUGAUUCUGCCUCUCAGAUGCUAACCGUGAAGAAGCAGGCUGUUGUCGUGGAGCAGAAACUGGACUCAGGCAAGCUGCAGCGCUUGACAGAAUAUGUGUUCUACCUGGAGCACUGAAGUGACGUUCAGAUAACCCGUGAAAUCUGUCUUUCGAGCAGCUGAGCGAGAUGAGUACAUACAAUCGAAUUCCAUCGGGAACUAGGAUGUGCAGCAUAGAGAAUUUUGUCAAAAUUUGUGGCUACGUAUGUGAUUCUGAAUGGAUUUGAUGUUUUUCGCCGAACAUUCAGAAACCAGUUACAUUUGAUCAUCCAAAGUUAUCAUCAAAUCAGCUGGGUUGUACUUUGCACGUCUUUGCUUGCUUAUGAACUUCCCAUAUCCAUGGACGUUGCGACCUUAACUGGAUUCCCAGUAUUAAUUAUGUCGCAAUAUGACUAUUUUGAAUCGAAGGGCAAUCCGC